AUGACUUCGAGCAACUUGUCUCAUGGCAUCAUAUCUAUCCUCCUCUUGGCCGUUGCUGCAUCUGCACAAGAAUCUGGAAGGUGGAGGUAUGGUGCCAUCAGCUGGAAACGAAAGUUCCCGACAAACUCGUCCUCAAGGAUGGUGACAUUCACCGUGGAGAGUGCAUGGCGACUGUCCCACGGGUCGAUAGUCGUGUUCGGAACGCAGAACAAACCUUCAACGGCUGGAGAAAUCAUGAAGAUCACCGGAGUUGACGGGCAAGAUCCGAUCCUUUCCUUUGGCGAUGGGAACAUGACCGCGAAGUUCGAUGUCGAAGUUCUUCGUGUCGAUCCCAUUCAGGACAUGGUGGUGGGAGUGACUAACAUUGACUGGGAGUACGGACCCGGAGGACCCUGGCUGGCCAACUUGACAUUGUGUUGUCGAGUCGCGGGCAAUCAGAAUGCGAACAAAGGGGUUCUGCUCACCACAAAGGUCGACCUGAGCAGCGCUGACAUGAUCGGCUCUCCGUACGUGCGCAUGAUGCCUCUGGUUUCUGUGAGAUUGAGCGAACCAACUGUGCAGCAAUUUCUGAUCCCAGCGGCAAGUGCGAGAGGCUUUGCAGAGCACGAUUCGUUAUCCUGGUCCAUGAUGCCUGCUUCCUACUACAAUGCGCUCUACAAUGUGGCGCCAAACACGACGAUCGUGCAAGUCGAUGCCAUGACCGGGAUGGUCAGUUUCGAUGUGUCCUGUUUCAAAACCACCUGCACGGAUGACGUCGAGGUUGUGUUUGUUGUUCAAGACACACAAUCGAAUUCCUUUUGCACUGUCGACGUCAUCGUACACGUGCAAAGGAACACGCAAGUUGGGCCUACGAUCCUGUUGAAUGGGCCGCCCAAUACUCCGAUGCAGCAGGGAGAAGCGUUUUCAAACCAGACACUGAUGCCUGCCAUCGUCGGCUUCGAGGAGUUCCCACUGAAGCUGACCUUCUCAGCGACUGACCCGGACUUCACCAAGAUUCUCUACUUUGAGUUCAACACUCUGCCACUGGGAGCCACGGCAGAUGCGAAGAUUGGAAGCAACCCGGCCUACAGGACGAUCACAUGGACGCCCUUGAAGGGGAGGGCUGGCGAUUACUACAUCUGCGGCGUCGCAUUGAACAUGGACCCAAGCAGUGUUUGCACGUGCAACCCCCCCGUGUCUCCUUGCAUACCAACCUGCCCCAACCACAUCAGAACACUCCCAACUUGCUUCCAUAUCAACAUCAAGCCCAACGCUCCUCCCUCGUUCGUUCUGCCAGCAAUGUCGAACGCGUCUUAUAUCAAUAUCAGAGCUGUAAAUGAGAACGUGCUUGACCCAGUCAUUAUAACGGCGCCAGUUGUCCUCCCAAUUGGAGCUUCGCUAGCCCCCAUUCUAGGAGAUUCUCAAGCGAUUUGCUUCCGAGCCGUGAACUCUAUCAGCGACGUCUCCUCGGAAGCAUGCGUUCAAGUUGCCGUCAACAGAUGCUCAUGGUCAGUUAACCAAGGACAGACCCUUGCAGAAAUCGCCACUAUCUUCGGCAGCAACUUCGUGCAGCCGGGAACGUCGAUCAGCGUCGGCCAUCUCUACACGGUCAGGUCCACCGACAACAUCCGAUACCUCAACGUCCAGUUCGCCACCACAAGAGCGACUAUCGAGCUCCUGAACUUCGACUUGAAGGCAGCAAUCUCUGCCUUGAGUCAGCCGCUCGGCGACAAGGACCCUCUCGCCUUCUGGUCAGGACGUCAAGUCUGCAUUUUACCGCACUCGUGUGUAGAUACUCUAGGCAAAGCUGCCUAA
This is a messenger RNA of Guillardia theta CCMP2712, 1794 nucleotides long. RefSeq lists its product as hypothetical. The transcript has 22 exons. The coding region runs from base 1 to 1794 and encodes 597 amino acids. Lineage: Eukaryota; Cryptophyceae; Pyrenomonadales; Geminigeraceae. The record is from RefSeq and is a predicted model, not a curated record.